Molecule: messenger RNA, 1528 nt
Organism: Phascolarctos cinereus (koala)
Lineage: Eukaryota; Metazoa; Chordata; Mammalia; Diprotodontia; Phascolarctidae
Source: RefSeq, a predicted model, not a curated record
AUGCUCAGGGGAUAUCCAAGUGGGGAGACAUUCUAUUGAAACUCUGAAAACAAUGGUGUGUGAUUCUUAGAAAUGUCUCAGCAGUAAUAAAGGCCAUUAUGAGGUCAUCAUAACCCCACACUUGCCAAGUCUCUGCAGAUGUAACCACCAAGCUUUCUCAAACACUUAAGAAACCACCAUGCUUCUCUUUGCAAAUCGUCUCUUAAGACAUGUCAUUCACAGGAAUACUUUUGACAGCAUUGUGAGGAGGCAAUGUCUCCAGUAUAUAAAAAGUCUAAGAAGCCUACAAUCUGAUGGAUUUAAAACCAUCUUUUUAGGGGAAACAGAUAUCCCUGAACAUCUUGUCACAGGAGAAAGCCUGGGUGAUGAAAAUUUCACACAUAACCCAACAUGGAGUGUUGUACAUGCUGGAAGCAGUCUAGGAUGGGUUCCUUGGAAAUAUCGAAUGUUCCUGAGAGAUGAGCUAUGUAACAGACAGGAAGAGGGUGUCUUCCUUGAAUUCUGCAGUGUGGUGAAAAAAGCCUAUGGAAAAUGUGUCAUUGUGGUCAGAGACAAAAAACAGAUAAAUGAAAGAAUGCAGAAUGAAGUCAGAGAGGACAAAGAAGUUCAACCUUAUACUUCAUCAGUUAUUAAUUUAACCAGCAUUUCAUGUUGUCCUGAGAUAGCCAGAGCUAAUGGCCAUGAGCUUCUUCCUCUUCCAUCCCCUUACAAUUACCUAAAUCCUUUAGAUACUGCCUGGUCUUCUCUGAAAUGGUUUAUCAUCAACAACAGGAAGGAAUUUUGUUUGUGGUCCAUUGACAACAUUUGUUCUUACCAGCAUAUACUUUUCAGUGACUUGAUUGGGAAAGGAAUGGAGAGGGUGACACCAACCAAAUGGAAAACAGUCAUUAACAAAGUUCGAAGAUGGGAAAACUACUAUCUGGGUAAAUGCUCAUGAAGGAAAUCUCCCCAGCAAGCCGGUGCACUCCUCCACUGCAAGGACAUUCUUUAACAGCUAGAUUCUUUGCUCUCUUUUUAUCUUCUACAUUGCCCUGGGCCAUUUGGGCACAAACCUCACAUUCUAAUAGACUGCUAAUACUGGUAGAGCUCUGUCAGCUUGGUGGUGGCAUCAUCACAAACAUGUCAUUAAAUCAAUUCAAUACUUCAACAAGAGAGGGAAAAAAAGGAAUGAGAAUGUUUGGUUGCCUGACUACUGUAACUUUAAAUCUCUACAAUCAAGCAAGUGUGGAGAUGGGAACAGAGCCAACAGAAUAUGCAAUUAUUUACAAACAGCUAUGUUCAAGAAAUGUGUUCACAACUACAGCAAGGAGGACAGAACAAAAGAAUAGAGAAGAAAGAGAUCACCACUUAUUUCAAUUUCCUGGAACAAUCUACCACGGCAUGAUUGCUCCCACUGUCUCCCAAUCCCUGGUUUCCUUCACCACAAGGUACAGGAGGGGAGCCUCUCAUCUGUCUGGGAGCUUAAGCCAAGGGGAUCAAGAGUCUAGGAAUCCAGGCCAGAGGUUGCAGCCAGCCCAGCAACAAUGCC